AUGACUCACCCUGCCAACGCGCAGCAGCAUCCCAACGGCAAUGAUACGCCGACCCGCCCGAGGGCUCGAUCCCAGUCUAUGCCACCUCCUUCGGGAAUUACACCGACCCUCCAGAACAUCGUCGCGACCGUCAACCUCGACAUCGUGCUGGACCUGAAGACCGUCGCGCUCCACGCGCGCAACGCCGAGUACAACCCCAAGCGGUUCGCCGCGGUCAUCAUGCGCAUCCGCGAGCCCAAGACCACGGCGCUCAUCUUCGCCAGCGGGAAGAUGGUGGUGACGGGCGCCAAGUCCGAGGACGACAGCAAGCUCGCCAGCCGCAAGUUCGCGCGCGUCAUCCAGAAGCUCGGCUUCAGCGCCAAAUUCACCAACUUCAAGAUCCAGAACAUCGUCGGCUCGUGCGACGUCAAGUUCCCAAUCCGCCUGGAGGGCCUGGCUGUCGAGCACCACAGGUUCGCCUCGUACGAGCCCGAGCUCUUCCCGGGCCUCAUCUACAGGAUGGUGGCGCCGAAGGUUGUGCUGCUGAUCUUCGUCUCCGGCAAGGUCGUCCUGACCGGUGCGAAAGAGCGCGAGGAGAUACAAAAGGCGUUCGAGCUCAUCUACCCGGUGCUCUGUAACUUCCGCAAGACCUAG
This is a messenger RNA of Anthostomella pinea, 633 nucleotides long. The record is from the annotation of a GenBank genome assembly. Lineage: Eukaryota; Fungi; Ascomycota; Sordariomycetes; Xylariales; Xylariaceae.